Molecule: messenger RNA, 1053 nt
Organism: Astrephomene gubernaculifera
Lineage: Eukaryota; Viridiplantae; Chlorophyta; Chlorophyceae; Chlamydomonadales; Astrephomenaceae
Source: the annotation of a GenBank genome assembly
UAUAAAGCUUAAUUCUUCCGUCUCUUCCCUCUCUGUAAAACACAAGGCCUGCGCUAUCCAGGGCCCUGAGAAGCUAGACGAACGUUGAAGGCCGACGUGAUUCCAGUGCGGCUCUGAUUGAAGUUGCUAGCCUUUCCUAGUUUAGAACAGCUCAAUUUUUGCCCCCCGAACGCGCAAGUUGAGAUCCAACCAGCAAGUCGUCCACAUCGCAGCAUACCGUCCUCUGCAAACUGGUAUAACGACAGAGACGGAGCAGGAUGCCACCAGUUACUGCUACAACUGUGGGCGGUGGUCCAGCAGCUUGGUACCAGAGCAUUCCUCCCAUUACCCGUGCCUAUGCAACGGCGAUCUUCGUAUUGUCGCUUACCGUCAGGUUUGAGCUCUUUUCACCCUACUUGAUCUAUCUGAGCUGGCCGCGGGUCCUGUCUCACUUUGAGAUAUGGCGACUGGUGACCACCUUCUUCUACCUGGGCGGCGUCUCCUUCCCCUGGCUCUUCAAGAUGAUGUGGCUGCUCACGUACGGCAAGACCCUGGAGACGUCCACCUUCCUGCACGACCCCGCAGGCUUCCUCUUCAUGCUGCUCUUCGGCGCGGGCUCGCUGCUGGUCAUGUCCGUGGGCGCCGUGCAGCUGGGCAUCCGCUUGGCCUUCUUCGGCUCCUCGGUCAUCUACAUGAUCAUGUACGUGUGGAGCCGGCAGUUCCCCGACCAGCAGGUCUCCAUCUUCGGCCUCUUCACCAUCCAGGCCUUCUACGUGCCCUUCUUCUUCGUUGCAGUGGACUUCCUGCAGGGUUUCAUGCCCUGGGACGACAUCCUGGGCAUUGUGGCCGGCCACCUGUACUUCUUCCUGCACGACCUGUACCCCGUCACCAGCGGACGGCAGCUGCUGGGCACGCCGCGCUUCCUGCAGAACCUGCUGGCAGGCUGGGGUGUGGGGCAGCGGGUGAACACUCAUGCGGCGUCGGGGCAGGAUGAGUUCCGGGCGUUUAGGGGGCGCGGCAGGCGACUGGGUGCGGAGUGAGGGGUGGAGAGGGGGGAGGUGGUGUGGGGAAGGG